AUGCGACCAAAGUUACCUUUCCGAAAGCCUAGAUCUCGCGCCAAAGCUGGCCCGGCUUUUGUUUUCGUCGAUGCCGCCGAGGGGCUUGCGGGUGGGCCACGGGAUGAAGAAGCGAGGAUUUUAAUCAGACGGCAGGCUGCACGAUCAGGUCGCAAACACCAACGGACGCAGAGCGCAAGGCAGUCCCCCUCAAGUAUUUCGGGAGAGGGACCAUUGCUAGUUACCGACGGAUGUCUCAUUGAACCAGAUGAAGUUGACAGCGUCGAUCACUCCAUUGCCCCGCAGCCCUCAUUUACGGGCUAUGAGGCACUGAGAGCAACUUACAACUUUGACAUUACCUAUCUGGCGAGCUUUACUGACGUGGACCUUGGGAAAGCAGCUGCACUCCCUCUACAAAGCCAACCAAGCCUCCUCUCCAGCCUUCUGCAGCAACGAUCAACAUCCUUUCUCAGCUAUCUCCCUAGCCGGUAUGGCUCGAGCCGUUGCCUCGAUGAUGCUAUACACUGCGUCGCCGCAAGAGCCGGUCAGAUGUUCGGUUACUCGACGAGAGCCGCAACAAUAUCAAAACUGUACGGCAAAGCUUUAAGAAGCCUACAGCAUGCCCUCAGUGAUUCGGAGUUGUGCAUGGGUGUCGAUGUUUACUGUGCGACGCGGCUGUUGACACUAUACGAGUUCAUCAGCCCUCCUGAAGAGAAUCACUGGGUUCUUCACAACCGGGGUGGAAUUAAGCUGCUUGAGUUGAGAGGACCUGAGAACCACAAAACGAAAUUUGACUGGAUGCUUCUCAAAAGUGUUGCGCCCUCUAUUCUGUUAGACGAGAUGUACAGAUUACGAAGCGUGGGCAUCUUCGAAGCACCGUCGUGGCAGGAUCUUUUUGCAUAUGCAUCCGAAAGCGAAAUGGAUCGCGACUCAAGUCUCUGGUGGGAGUUCUUCAGACUAACCUGCCACGUUACAGGUGUUGUAUCUAAUAUGCGAGACACGUUUACGACGUCAACAGACCCAUCCGAGUACUGUGAACGGACCUCAAAGAUCCUUGAAAGAGCAAGAUGGGUGCGUCAAAUGCUUCACGAUGGCCACGUCCGCUACCAAACUCGGGAACCCUACCCAUCCUCUCUUUUCGAUCUCCCUUCUACGCCCGAGUCACCCGACCGCAUCAGACUCCGCGGGUUCUACUUUCAUCCGCGCAUGCAAAUAUGCAGGGUUAUUACAACACUCUCGCCAGACGAGAUGGAGCGCGCCUCUGCGGAAGUGGAGGCGCAGACUCUAGCUGCGCAGGCACUCCUGAUCCAACAGGCGACUGUCAAGCUGGACCCAGCUAUGUCGUGGUACUUUGAGCAGAAGAACCCGUUUGCGCAUUCUAUUAUACGCACGAGAGAGAAGUGGGUUUCGCAGAGCGAGCUCCCGUGGGGUGAGCUGCGUGAUGUGUUGGCGCAGCGGUGGUUGAAGUGGCAUUAUUCUUGGAGGGGAUCGCAUCUUUCGCAGUCAUUGGAGGAGAAGUCUAGUUAA
This is a messenger RNA of Aspergillus mulundensis, 1506 nucleotides long. RefSeq lists its product as uncharacterized. The record is from RefSeq and is a predicted model, not a curated record. Lineage: Eukaryota; Fungi; Ascomycota; Eurotiomycetes; Eurotiales; Aspergillaceae. Bases 1 to 1506 code for a protein of 501 amino acids. The transcript has 3 exons.